CGACUUUGAGGUUUGAGGUGCAGAAGUAUUGAUUUCGCCUUUUGAAAUAAGAUGCGUUUUUCGAGCGGGAAUGAAACGCCUUGGAAACCAACUGUGCGAAUGGAUGGGCAGAGAGCCACGCAAUCAAUACCCUUGUCGUGACGAGCGGCAACAGAAUGGUUGCAGGUGGCACUACAUCCCUUGUCCGACUGAACGACACGCGACGAAUGCCCUGCCGCGGAGUUCGCGAGGGAUUUGGCUUCAGGAAGGGCUGUGACCCCAAAAGCUGUGGUGGCUGCUGGCAGAGGUAGGACGUCGCAGCUGAGCCACCGCUGCUGCUGAUAGGAAACGAGACCCAUGUUUGGUCGGUCGAGGCAACGUCUUGGGACCUGCCCGUACAAAAAACACAGACUUUGCUGUGGUCAUCUACUUUGUUUCAUAGGCUCAAUCAAGCUGUUUCUUGAGGACUGGCCAUGAUGAGGGUCCAUGCAGCCCCCAGCGGUUCAAGUUGGACAGGAGUCAUGCAGUUCGCCCAUGGUUGGCCAAUGGACACGGCCUGUCUCAGAACAGCCCGACUGCUGGGCCUGGCUCCCUACGUGCAGACUGGAAGCAAACUCACACAACCUGGUUGGCUCCGCUGGUACAGCAUUGGGGUGACGAUCACUUCAAGCCUCGGCGCUGUCUUGUUUUUGUUGCUCGACGGAGUUGUAAUGAUUCAAAGUCCUGCGAGAGAGUAUCUCUCAAUGGCUGAAGUACUUGUAACCCUCGGUUACGGCUUCAUGGCCGGGGGCGUGAUCCUCAGUCGGUAUUUCAUCAUUCGGCGUCAGUACCCGCACUUGCAGCAAGUCCUUCUGCAUCCGGUGGUUCUCGGCGAGGCGAAGAGGACGCCGUCAAAGGGGGCUCUGCUCGUACUCUACCCGGACCUGGCGAGAACUAUUGCCUUCAUUGUUUUGGUACCGAUUAUCUGCGCCGCGAUGCUGCUGGAUGCUUGGUACGGUGUGUUCUCGGUCCUGCUGGCUGUUGAAAAGGUUCUGGAAUCGGCAGAACUGUCGCUGUUUCUGUUCCUUCUGGACACGUUGGCCAGCGACUUCAAACGCCUGAAUGGAGAAAUCACAUUUUUGAAACAGAGAAAGGAAUCGCAGAAGGAUAUUUCGGAAGUGGUCUUGCAGAUUCGCAAGGCCCACCUCAAAACGACAGAAUGUCUGGAAGAUGUGUGCGAGUGCUUCGGCCCACAAGUGUCUUCGGUUCUGUUCAACAUGUGCGCACUAGUGGUUGGUCUUCUCGCAGUCUCCAUGACCAUUGCAGAAAGAAUGGCCACAUACGUCAAUACCUCCAACAGGCCUUUCCUCAUCUAUGCCUUUUUUGCGCUCACCGCGGGACAGGUCCCGAUUUACAUCUUUUCGAUCAUUAGAUCCUUGAAUACUGCUGACAACGUGACCGCAGAGGGAAACAGAGCCAUGACCGUCGCUCACUCACUGGCAAGUGUGUGUCGUUUAACUUCAAAGGAAACAGAACAGGUGGAAAUUUUCACCACACAACUCUCCCAGCGCGCUGCUGCCGUCCGCCUCUGUCGCGUUGUAACGUUGGACCUCAGUUUGGCAUUGUCGGGAUUGGGAUCGGUGGCCAACUUUUUCGUCCUCAUCUUGCAGAUGCGGGAAGUUAAACUCGAAUCAAAAUCUCACGAGACUGAAGUGUUCUCCAAUUCGUCUCGAUCACCAUGAAACACACGGCGAAAACGAUGUCUGGAAAUUUCCAGACAUUUUUGCCGCUUUCCAGAUAUUUAUCUGGGAUGCACCUUUUGAUCCCAAACCGGCCCCACAGCGUCUGCCAGAAGAAUCACGAGCUGGUUUAUCAAGAAGUCUGGCCUCUCACCUCUGCCCUGGGAGCCCGCCGAGCCGUAGACCUUGGCGAUGGUCUUGCCGGCGACGAGGGCGCUGAGGCCGCGGCCGCUGCCUUGACGGUCUCGGCCUUGGGGCGGACGAGCAUGGCGGUCACUGUUAUUCAAACUGCGAUAACCACUGUAUAUAUUUUGCAAUAAAAAUCUUAUCACAUUUUUUUGCUUUGAUGACAACUAAAUAUCUGCAAUAAAAAAUUUAUAGCUAAAUUUUGCAAUAAAGUAUCACAUUUUU
Messenger RNA from Thrips palmi, 2108 nucleotides. RefSeq lists its product as uncharacterized. The record is from RefSeq and is a predicted model, not a curated record. Bases 453 to 1700 code for a protein of 415 amino acids. The transcript is spliced from 11 exons. Gene Ontology annotation, biological process: sensory perception of taste. Gene Ontology annotation, cellular component: membrane. NCBI's taxonomy places the organism in Eukaryota, Metazoa, Arthropoda, Insecta, Thysanoptera, Thripidae.